Molecule: messenger RNA, 1452 nt
Organism: Fusarium graminearum PH-1
Lineage: Eukaryota; Fungi; Ascomycota; Sordariomycetes; Hypocreales; Nectriaceae
Exons: 5
Coding region: 1-1452 (483 amino acids)
Biological process (GO): transmembrane transport
Cellular component (GO): membrane
Molecular function (GO): transmembrane transporter activity
Source: RefSeq, a predicted model, not a curated record
AUGACUCCUCGCAGGUCGAGUACGACUGGCCUCAAGGACGACGAAGUGUCAAGAGAUGGAGAACCACAUGUCGUUGUACCGCCAGACAUUGACCACCGGAUCAAACGCAAACUCGACCGUCGGGUGUUGCCAAUAGUCUGCUGCCUCUAUGUCCUGUCUUAUCUCGACCGCGGUAACAUAGGCAAUGCCAAAACUGCCGGCGCCCAAGACUCUCUUGGUCUUAGCUCCUCUCAAUGGUCUUGGGUUCUAAACGCCUUCUACAUCGCGUACAUCCUGUUCGAAUGGACGACAAUGUUUUGGAAGAUUUUUCCCGCUCACAUUUACGUAUCAUGUCUAUGUAUAUGCUGGGGUACGGCUGCUAUGUGCUCGGGUGCGGCGAACAACAUGGCCGAAUUAGUGGUUACACGCGUUUUUCUAGGCGUAUUUGAGGCCACAUUUGGUGCUGGAGCUCCGUACUUCUUGUCUUGUAUCUAUAAGCGAAGCGAGCUGGGACUUCGAAUGUCUAUCCUGUUGGGCAUGUCGCCAUUGGCAAACACUUUUGCUUCAAGUCUGGCAUAUGGAAUAACUCAUAUUAAAGGAUCUUUGGAGGCAUGGCGUUGGCUAUUCAUCAUAGAGGGUGCCCCGACAAUACUUUUCGCCCCGGUGGUCUACUUCUUCCUCAUCGACUCACCAUCGACAGCCAAGUUCUUCAAUGAGGAUGAAAGAAAACUCGCUGUUCAACGAUUACAACUCCAAGACAAUACGUCGAAGGAAGCUGUCAGCUGGAAGCAGAUCGUGGCAGGAAUGCUCGACUAUAAGAAUUACAUCCACGCCAUCAUGCAUUUCUGCUGUAACUUCUCUUUUGCUGCUUUGUCCAACUUUCUACCUACCAUUGUCAAAAACAUGGGUUACGAUUCAAUUACCGCGCAAGGUCUCACCGCUCCAGCCUACUUCGCUGCGUUCCUUUGUUGCAUCGCAGCUGCUUUCUUCUCGGAUAAGUACGGAUGUCGUGGGUAUAUCGUAGCAUCAUUUGCUGCAAUGGGUACUAUCGGCUAUGGUAUGCUUGCUGGUGUUCAAGACAUGGAAAAGACUGGCCCCAGAUAUGCCGGAGUAUGGCUUGCUGCUUGUGGAAUUUUUCCUGCUCUUGCCAUGAAUAUUACUUGGCUUCUGAAUAAUCAGGGAGGAGACUCAAAGAAGGGAGCCGGCCUUGCCAUUUCACUAAUCAUUGGACAAUGUUCAUCUCUGAUAAGUAGCACCGUGUUCCCGAAAGAAGAUGCUCCGUUCUUUACUACAGGUUGCGCAAUUGGCUGUGGCAUGAGUGGGCUUGUGGUUGUUUUGGCUCUGUUCAUGCAUUUUGCAUUGAAGAGGGAGAAUAAGCGCAGAGACACGCUGUACGGGUCGGUGGAUGCGAACGCUGAGAUUGAUGUCUCGGAGCAGGGCGACAACAAUCGGCAGUUCCGGUACAUGACCUAG